Molecule: messenger RNA, 4597 nt
Organism: Osmia lignaria (orchard mason bee)
Lineage: Eukaryota; Metazoa; Arthropoda; Insecta; Hymenoptera; Megachilidae
Molecular function (GO): protein binding
Source: RefSeq, a predicted model, not a curated record
AUGAUAAUUUUAAUUACGCCCGAAUGAAUUCGAAACUUCCUCGUUCGAUAAAAUAAUAAAAGAAGUUUAACUGUCUGGUUUCGCGUCGCUGAAGUGAAACGUGUCGUCGCGUGAAAAAACACGCGUGAUUUAAUAUUCGAGGUUGAAUCUUUUCCUGGCCAUUGCGCUCGCGGUAUUGCUAAAGGAAGGGAAUCGAAACCGACAGUUUCCGGCUGUGAUACCACGCGAGAAAGAGCUGUAAAAUGAAAAUUGAGAGCAAAGUUUGAUCGACGAUGAUACGUCCGGAUCGUUGACUGCGGAAGUCUGGAGAUUUCCAACUCUGACGACUCGACUAUAAAAAUCGAAUCUUGAAGAAAAUUCGACGUUGAAGACUUUAAGCGUACGAAACCGUAUGAACGGGACGUUUCACGGGACAUCCGGUAAUUCCGGCGCUUCCCUUGGGUUCGUUGAUAAAAUCAGGCCACUUUCACUGCAAAACGGUUAAUUUACGAGCAAAACCAGCACGCAGCGUGACCAGCAGCAACGAGAGAACGAAAGGACGAUGACGGGGAAGAAGAAAGAAGGAGGUCGACGUUCGCUUUCUUCUCAUCGGGUUAAUUGAGCGCAUCCGAACGUCCUGGUGACAAAAGAUGGCUUCUGUAAUUAGAGGAAAAGUAACGCGAGGACGGCGGGGAGCAGAAGUGAAACGACUUAAACGGAAGCGCGUAGGAGGUUGAAUUUCGUUCGUUUCUCGCGUGCAUUAGCCGUCGCGCGCUACAACUAGAGGACCUUGGAGAAGGAAAAUAAAUAAUACCGAGUGGCCUUCGUAGUCGACCGCGAGAGAGAAGUUAAUUGCUCUCAGCGAGUUCCAGCUACCGUCGUUCGAAAAUAAUAUAUCCCGUGAGAUCGGUGUAAUGGCAAUGUUACACGGCACCACGACCUCGUUCUUGACCCUCAAAAAAUACAACCACUUUGAAGCAAUAUUCUUCAGAUAUUAACAUUUAAUUUGAUGUAUCAUAAGUGCCAUUUCAUGAUACUUUCCUGCCAUGAAAUCGUAUGCAAUAAAAAUCAUCCAUCCCUUCGAGGGGAUUCUCUUCGCUUACGAUAAUGAUAAUUAAAAUGACUUUGCGCGUGACUUUGCGUUCGUUUCACCUUCGAUAUGACCUUCGAAGUUCAUUGAAUACCAUUAUGACGAAGCGUGCACCUUGAAAAGAAGCCAUCAGGAAAAGAGGAUGUUCAAGCGUCUGUCAAAAUCGCGCCGCCACAGCGCGGACGACGUGGCCCUUUCGUUGUCCAGCCCGACGACCCUGGACGAGCCACCCGGGACGUCUACGUCGCGGGACAACUGUCCAACCAUCGCUUCUGCCGCCCUGCUGAGGGUUUCGAGGACGAAGUACAGCAGAAGGAGUUGCGGGGACACGAGUGCCGUACAGGCUUUGCUGUCCAGCAAGCAGGAGCAGGAGCAGGACGUGGUCGAGGCCGAUUAUCAAAUGGUCACGGCCGUGCCCGCGUUCAUCGUCGAACACGAGCCCGAGAAACAGCGAGGCUCGAGCUUCGGGGUAUGGGGUCGCAGGAUGAGCAAGAAGAUAGACUCGUUCCGGCGGGCUGGUUCCCGCGAAACGAUCUGCUCCAUUUCCGAGAAACCCGACAGCACGAACAACAACAACAACAACAAUAACUGUACCGCGAGUAACAACAACAUAGCUCAGAAACAAGAUAAAACACUGCCAGAUUUCAAGCUAGACUCUAAGUCAGAAAAGAGAAUACCGGGAACCUUUCAUAGAUCACCAUCACCUUUCAAGUCCUUCUUCAUCCGCAUGGGGUCUACCGGGAUGCUGAAUUCCGCGAGAAGUAACAGGCGUUCGCAAAACAUCGACGACAGACUGAAGACGAACGAGAAAGAGAAUCUCUUCAGAAGCUGCAGCACCAGCCAACUGAACACCAGUCCAACCUAUGUGAAGGGAGACGACCCUUCGGAAGGGAUAGACCUGCAGAUCUCUAGUCGCAAGGAUAAGACAGUGUCUUGUGACAAUUUGGCCGGACGUCAAAACGACGACAUGUUCGACGAGCAUAACGACCCUGCUUCCUUGUAUACCUUGGGAAGUCCUUCCAUGACCAGCUUUAGCCCCUGCGAUUUCGAUCAAUCCCGGACCGAAUCGGCGAUGAGGAAGAGCAGUAGCUGCGAUUUCAAGGAGGCCAAAAAGUCCAGCUUCCCCUACGCCUUCUUGCGAUCCAAACUGUCCGUCCUACCCGAGGAACGUCACAGCACGUUCGCGUCGAAAGACGAACGACUGUUCAAGACUGCCUCCGAAGAGCACUUCCCAACGCUGAAGGUGGAAGAUGCGUACACCGGCACCACGACGUUGGGACGUCGCCGCGCCAGGAACGGGAACCUGACCAGAGUAAGUUCCAGCAAGUGUCAGGAGGCGUCGAGCUCGAAGUCCAGCCGGAAUUCGUACGCGGAAUUCCGGAGGAGUUCGAGCAGAUGCGAGGACAGGUACAGCCUGAACUCUAGCCAUCUGGAGAGGAUCGAGGACAACUUCCAGCAGGAGGACGCCGGUUGCUACGGCUCCUACGAUAGCAGUCCGAUGUCCAGGCAGCAGGACAACACCAGUCAGGACAGAGUGGACUUCGUUGGAAGAAUGAACGAUCCCAGAUUUUCGGAAACGUCCUCGUUGAACGUAGACAUCGAUAUGGUGGCCACCCUGAGGAAUCACAGAAGGAAUUCCGCACCCAGUGGCGAACAGAGGCUCUCAUCUCACUAUGUCAGCUCGAACGAGUCCGGGUACGACAGUGACGGACCAAGAGGAGAGUCCGCAGCCGCAUCUGAGAACGAAGGGUUAAGUUUGAAGUGUACGGACAGCUCGGACACCAGCAGCGUGGUGGACUCGGAGCUGGAGAAACCCAUCAGGAGCUCCACUCCCAGCGAGUGCCAUGAACAGGAGAACGAUACCAGGACAAGGAAGAAUUCCGAGGAUGGCCGAGCUGGGAGUUCAGAGCUAAACGACGGAAUUGAUGGUCUCAGGUGGCACCAGAGCAACUCUGGGAGGAUGCUACCCAGCAUCCAUCAAACCUACGACGACGUGGCUAUGAAUUCCCAGUUUCCUGUCUGUGGAAAUGGGUUACAAAGUUCUCACAAAACCCUGGACAUCUCGCCGCAUCGAAUGAGACUGCAGCAGGACAAGAGCAGGUUCCUCAGCGACAUCAUCCAGCCCCCGAAGAGGGUCAGGAGGUGUCGACUGGUGCAGCUUCACAAGAGGGACCCUAAGGAGAGCCUGGGUAUCCGGUUGGCCCAACAGCGCUUGGGGGAACUGAGAUAUAUUGUCGUGCAGCUAGAGAGCGAUGGAAUAGCGCAUAGAGACGGCAGGUUGAGGCUAGGCGACGAGAUCGUGGAGGUUGAGGGCAAGGAGCUGAAGACCCUGGAAAGCCUUGAAGAGGUCCAGGAGUUCCUGAGGUCUUUCACGGGUAACAAGAUACAUUUGAUGACCGCCUAUGAGGAGACUGUGCCCCAGGUCUACGUCAGUCCACCCACGUUACCCGGGGAGUACGAGUACCUGGAGAAUGCGAAGAAUCUUUCCAAUCUCUCACUGAUCGACGGCGAAACGAAACAAGUAUUGGAACAGUCCACUGCUAAGAGCAGCAAUGAUGGAAACCAGUCGACGAAGAGGCCAGACUUUCUGCCACUUUCCUGUUUGUCCAAGGAACGAAAAGGCACCGAAAGUAAUCUGGAGUCAUCGACGGAGCCGCAACACUACUUGACGAGGCACAUUGCCAAAUUCGAGAAGGGUUACGGAAAACCGAGCCUGGGGUUCAGUGUCGUAGGGGGCAGAGACAGCCCUCGGGGCGAGAUGGGGAUCUUCGUCAGGAGGGUAUUCCCUGGUGGUCAGGCUGACGUCUCCAAGUCACUAUUUCAAGGUGACGAAAUUCUAAGCUUGAACGGAAAAGUGUUGCGUGGUUACACCCAUCAGGAAGUAAUUGAAUUGUUUAAAGCUGUAAGGGAGGGUCCUGUAGAGUUGGAAAUUACAAGGAGACACAGGUAUCCAAAAAAUCCGCAAAAAUCCGCGCCAUGCUGAAAGGGAGGCGUCGUGGACGAAUCUGCCCACCGGAAGUGCUCUUUCGUAUCAAUUCUAAGCGUACGUUUCGCUGCCAACGAAGUUUUAGGAUUCUAGUCUAUAUCAGAACGAAUCUUCGAUCUUUCAUGAUGUUUGUUUCAAUUAAUUUAUUUAACGCGGUGUCGCGGUUGCAUAGUGAAUAAGUUUAUUAUCAAAUGUUUAUUAUUAUUGAUACUAUAUUGAUUAUUAUAUAUAUUAUUAUUAUUACUAUAAGAUUUUAUACAGAUACGUUAUAGCAGCGUGAAAUUCACUGUAUGCGAUUUCUUUUUUUAUUAUUAUAGAGGACAAUAAAAAGGUCGUAAUUUUAAGGACGUCAUCUUAGUUAUUAAAUAAUCAUUUUAUUUCAAAGAAAUUUUACAAAUUUACAGUAUGUACAGGUCCCGAAAUUAUUUUUACAACGAUCAGGGGUUUCUUCUUUUUUUUUAUACAUUUCUUCAGGCGUCAACGAGCAAUAGGUCUGCGCACGACUUGGCCUUCGUUGUCCUGGAACACAUUAUUAAAUAAAA